AUGGCCGCUCCGAAAUUGUUUGCGCUCGAAAUCGCCGAGUACGGUGAUGAAGAACUGGAUCGAUACCUAGAAGAAAACGGAAGGGACCGAGUGCAUAGCGCGGACGACAGAUCACGUUCUGUCGAUCUCGAUGAAGUUUCGGCGCGACUUCUACAAGCAUCUGCCCAGAGGCAGUCAUCCCCCAAGAAGCAUACGCCCAUCGAACAGCGAGCCCGUCGCUAUGGUGUCUCGAUAGAGGCGUUUGAGUUACUUUUUGCCCAUCAAAGUAGCUCCCAAGACCCGUCAACUCCAACCUCAUCCGAAGAACCGGAAGAUCCAUACCUCCAGGAUCUGCGUUACGAAAGGGAGGAUUAUGACGAACUUGUUAAGGAUGGCGGGCGACCUUGGUAUCCGAUCCAUCGUCUUGAGGAGAUCUCUAGGAACCCAAAAGGGCAUCGCGAGCUCCUGCGCUACUGGCAAGGGGCGAUAGGUGGAAACCCUGAUGAAUGGAUAGUGUUUGGGGCACAAGUGCUACGAUGGCGGAAUUUCCGCGAGUGGCAGGUGAACGUAAGGAAGCAUAGUAAAGGGCCCAUUGCCGAACACACCGAGUGGGCGAGGAGAUUCCUCCUCAAACGACAUUCAUACACAGCACCACCUGAGUUCGCGUUCGAGGAGGACCCAAAGCGACAGGACCAGCUGACAACGUGGAUCGAGUAUCUGGCCUACGAAUCCAACUUCAGCGCAAAGAGGUUCGAAUGGCACCGGCGUCGCGCGAGGUGGUACGACGAUCAGUGGAAAAAGCUCGUGGACUCCGGGGUAUUGAGACCGCAUGAGACGGAGGAGUUCAUAUGCAGCCCGGACCCCGCCUUUCAGCGUACAUCCGAAAGGAUCCAGGCCGAGAAAGCCGUGGAAUCGGCACGACAAGCCAUACCAUUGGCGGAGCAAGCUGUCAGCAAAUCAUCAUGCCCUUCUCCCCUCGUACGACAAAGAUUAGAGGCCGCCCAAUCCAAGCUAGACUCGGCCGUGCAAUCGUUGGAAUCGAUCAGAAGACGGAAUCAAUCCAUCUCCGAAUUUCUCGGGAACACUCGAAGCUACAGACAUGCCAAGCAUAAUGCAGAGCGCCAUGCCAUAUUGCUGCAGUGGGUCAAGGAGCAAGUCUCCUUAAUCGAGGUUGAGCUAGAGCAGGACAAGGUAGCCGAAAGCAACUCAGAAACCAGAAGCGGCGAGAGCCAAGGCACCAAGCGUGUCAGAGCCGACGAAGACACAGAGGGACGUGGCAACAAAAGGCAGAAGCAUCAUGAUGAGGAACGCAAGGUUCCUCGCACCCGAGGCCAGACCCUAAAGCGUACUGAGGACGAUGUCUCGGUGGGUCACGGAGCGCCUUCAAAGCGCCCCAAACCUGACUCCCCUGCCGUUGUCCGGCAACUUCGUCGCAGCCUUCGACAAACCGUCCACCGCUCCGAAAGCAAAGUCAACGCUCCGGGAAGCUCCACAAACAUCGUCGAGCCAUCUGCGGUCACUGGGCCGCUUCGUCGCAGCGCUCGCAUUGCCAAUCGUCAGAGCCGUUCCGGCAUCACGACUGCGCCACCGCGCAGUGCUAGGGGCUCACACCAAGGACCGUGCCGGACAGCAGGGCCACCAAUCAAGGCCUCCCGUGCUGUCAAAGGGAAGGGUAGAAAUAAGUGA
This is a messenger RNA of Metarhizium acridum CQMa 102, 1665 nucleotides long. NCBI's taxonomy places the organism in Eukaryota, Fungi, Ascomycota, Sordariomycetes, Hypocreales, Clavicipitaceae. The record is from RefSeq and is a predicted model, not a curated record.